Messenger RNA from Exophiala dermatitidis NIH/UT8656, 5040 nucleotides. RefSeq lists its product as uncharacterized. Gene Ontology annotation, molecular function: phosphatidylinositol-4,5-bisphosphate binding; actin filament binding. Bases 1 to 5040 code for a protein of 1679 amino acids. Gene Ontology annotation, biological process: barbed-end actin filament capping; actin filament severing. The record is from RefSeq and is a predicted model, not a curated record. Lineage: Eukaryota; Fungi; Ascomycota; Eurotiomycetes; Chaetothyriales; Herpotrichiellaceae. The transcript has 3 exons.
AUGGACGCGUCUAACGAUGGUUCCGAGUCGGUUGACCAGUUUCUGGCCCGUAUUGCUAGCCUGAAUUCCAAACAGGGUCUUGAAGAGGCGGAGCGGUCCAAGAAGAUGGAGGAGGAAAUGCUGCAAGCGAGACGGGAGAGACAAGCGAGACGAGCUGAACGUGCCCGUUCCCUCUCCCCAUCCAAAACCGGGCCUGCACCCUCGCUUCGACACGUAGGAGAAGAGACGCCCAAGCACAAUAAACAGAUUGAACCCACUGUCGCCCUCACUCCGCCGCUCCAAUCGCGAACCCUAGGCCGCGCGGGCUCGAUCUCCCCUAAACCAAGGCGACCUUCAGUCUCCGGUGUUGACUUCUCGCGGCCGUUGCCUCCUCUGUCGGCCGAUGAUCCACGCCCAAUUCCCAGUCCUCCUCUAAACGCAACUUCUUUGUCGAGGAGUGGCACACUCUCGUGGAAUCAAAGACCAUCACCCAGGGGCAUCGGCUCAAUACGGUCGCGACCGCAGUCUGUGGUCUCGCUUCCCGACGCUAGCGCCGCUCUGAGGUCUCCGACACCAAAACAUGAAGAGGACAUGUCCAAGAAAGAGAUUUCGGCUUCGUUGAGCACAAAAGACCCGUCAUGGUUCCGUCAGACUCCAGACCGAGCGGCCAUUUCACCUGCAUACCGCAAGAAUGAAAGUGAAACCAGUGCGUCUCAAUUUAUGACUCGCAGCAUGAGACUUCCCGGGCUCUCUGCAGAAAAGGAGCCUACCGUUGAACGUUGUGAACUGGAAAAAGAGAGAGGAACAUUCUCUUCGCCAACUUCACCCGCGAAACAUAACCUCUCCAUGCUCGAUCAGCAACACACGCCUAGUUUCGAGCCCGUGGCCAGGCCACGCCCUGUCUCCAUGAUCUCGGAAACCCCUUCCAAGUCGCCUGCCCUGGAGCUGCCAGCUUUUAAGCCGUUGGACCUCAACACUCCAUUAGACUCAGAUGCGGCUACUCUUGGGCGGAAUCCUAGCGUUUUAUCUCCCUCUGGACGCCCUUUGUCACCAACUAAAGGGUUGGGUGGGUUCGUCCAGAGUGCGAUGAUGAAGCGGUCGGACAGCGUGAGCAAGAGGUGGAGCGUACAGGCAAAUGCUGGCUUGAAGCGGGGAGACUCUAUAGCUGCAUCGAGGCCUUCGCAUCUCUCUGGCGCCUCCGAGUUCAGUCCUGGGCAUAGCCGCAAUUCAUCCAAGGACACACGACCAGGGUGGGACCUCCAGUCAUCCCCUCUAUCUGGCUCGAGGCCUGUCUCAAGCCACGGAGCGGAGCCCACACUUCCAUUCCGGGGCCGGCCUCUUCCAGACCCGGACAAUGGGGCAUCGAAAUCACCCAAGGCCCGGACGGAUUAUGAACAGCGCGAACGGUCAGAUACGCUUGAAUCUCUGCGUCGACAGCAAAACAUGCGACGAGCGACUCCGCCUCCACCAGAAUUACCUCUUGAGCGCAGUCCCUCCAAAACUAUGGAUCCUCGUCGUUGGAGCCCAACCAAAGCAAGCUGGCUGGAAAGUGCGUUGAAUAAACCAGACGUGCCGAAGUUCGCACCAAGCAGACCGGAAACGCCUGCCUGGAAGCUCAACUUGCAGCGUUCAAAGUUCGAGGAACAGACACGUCCUUCUGCUGUCAAGGAUGCACCAACGCCCAAGGUUCUCGGUUCGCCACCUCCGGACGCACACCCGAGCAAAGAGGUAUCAACUUCGACAAUGAGCCCGCCUACUAUUGAAUCACAGCCAGCCAACUCGCAGGGGGAUACUUCGAAGCCUAAGGCUGCCCACAAAAAUGUCGUGGGUCCACCGGCUGAUUCACUUACCGUGAAGAAAGAAGGCAAGCCCAUUGUGCCCUCUAAGCGGAACAUUACGCCGGGAAGCCAGAAUAUACCCCAGAGAGAUUCAUCUGAAGAGAAACAGCCAUCUACCUCAGCUCAGACCAAAGUGACUGAGCCUUCUGAAGGACCUGAAAAGCCGGCUGGCCUUGAAUUGAAAAUCGAAAGUGAAUUGCCUGUUGUGAAACCAAAACCCCGAGAAGAAAUCGACAAGCCUGCCGGCGGUGAUCUGAAAAUCGAGAGUAAAUCGCCCAUUGUGAAACCAAAACCACGAAGCACAACGGAGAUCGACUUCAGAGCUACCCUCAAAUCCCGUCAAGCACCAUCCACAACAAGCAACGAUACCGAGCCGGAGUUCAAAGCAGUCUUUGGUAAACUGAAAAGGGCACAGACCCAGCAUUAUGUAGCGCCCGAUUUGCUGAAAGAUAACAUCACCCGAGGCAAAGCAGCAUUGAAUGCCACCGGAGGGCCUCAGAAAACUCAACAUGUUGACGAGUUUAAAGAGAGCAUUCUACAGAAGAAGGAAGCCAUGAAGGCCGGCGGCAGUGCCACGCGUAAGCGACCUGAAUCAACAGAUUCGAAGGCAAAGCCUGCAGAGGCUGUCCCAGAAGCACUGGCUCGCCGAAUGACUCUGCACAAGGCAACGCCCUCAAAGGAGCAGGUGGAAAUCAAGACCCCGGCUGGUGCCCCGAACAAGUCGACUAAACCCACUCUACACUCUGAACACCGGACCGACAAGGGAGUUUCACUAGGCACUGAGAGACCUACACCGGCCGUCCAUACCAAUGCAGGUACAGAGAGGUCGCAGGCAGUGGAAGCGAAAAAACCUGAGGUCGUUCUCACAGCAGCAUCGGUCAACAAGCCUGGAAAAGUGUCUGCGCCCCACAGUGUCGAAACUGCUCCCGCUGCGGCUGCGGUCACAACAGAAGCACCGAAGCGCUCUAGUACAGAGCCACGAUCUGGAUUCAGAGUUCCUGAGAACAGCAAGAUCGCCGCUAGGCUCAAUCCGGCACUCGCAGGCCUUCUCUCACGCAACGGCAGUCCAAAGCUGCCAGGCGAUUCUCCCUUGCCGGACGGUGGUCGAGGGCAAGUGCGCGAGAUGCAGCACACCUCCCAGGGAGGCGGCGGGGAAGAGCCUGCAGAGCUGACGCAUAUGACAAAGGCUCGAGCCAAAGGGCCGAGAAGAAGGGCCCCAAAGGCUAGCAUGUCCAAGUCUACGAGGCAAGAAAGCGCCGCACCAGCUGAGAAUCGGACCGAGGCCGGGACAGACGGGCAGCCAACUCCGCCAAAACCUUUACCAUUGGCAAAAGAGACAAUUUCUGUUGACCUGCCUUUACGUCAAUCGCGCAGCUUCGUGACUCGGGAAGCGGCAGGCACUGAAGCAGGGGAGAAGACUGAGAAGACUAUCGCCAAGCCUGCGCAGGGCGCAGCACUCAUUCACGCGACGUCUGAGCCAAAUGGACAACAAGUCAAGCCCAUCGACAUCCUCAAGACUCGCUCCUAUACCCAGCCGGCACCAGCUAAUGAAACAGAACCGAGUCCCAAGUCAAAGCCGCCCGUUGCUAGCAAGUCUGCGGAGCUUCGAAAAGUUUCGAGUACUAUUGGGGGACGUCAGCCGGCUGAAAAGACGAACUCAAUGAAACCAUCCACUCCCAGGAGUUUCGAUGUUCUGACUGACCGACCUUCGGUCGUCUCGUCUCCUCCUGAAUCCGAUCUUGAAAGAAAAGCUAAUACAACCAGCCCGCCGUUUCCGUCUGUCUUGCCGUUGACCCCCAGCAAGUCCAAGAUGAACACUCCCAAAGCUUCGAAGCCGUCUACUGGCCCUGAAAAAUCAGCGGCGCUUACAUCACCAAGCAAAGUGGGCGGUCUCGGUUUGAAAUUUGAGUCUCCAGCAGCCAAGAAGUCAACUACGAUGCCAGAACUCACACCACCGCCGGAGCCAGAUAGACUCCAGUCUCGUCUAGACCGGUCUCCUGGCCCAAACACCUCAGAUUCUGGUCUGGCGUCGCAAAUCGAGUCCUUUUUCGGCAUGUUACCCCGACCGAGUGAGAAGGCGGAAUUCGACACACAACAAUUCCUUUGCUCACAAAACAGAGCUGCGGACAAAACGAAAACACUCAGUAAUCAAAUCUGGGAGGUGACUGGUAACGGCAAGAAGACAGCAAUGCCACCUCAGCAGGAGCACAUCCUAUUUGAAGAUUGUAUGUACCUGUGUGUCCACACCAUGCAAUCACGGGGCGGCUCGAAUGUGGUGGAUGUCUAUCUGUGGUGCGGGGAUGAAGUUCCAGCAGCGGCCAUAGAGGACGCCCAGCUUUUCUGCAGGAAGGUCGCCCGCGAAAACAGCACGAAGCUACAGGUAGUAAAACAAGGUAAAGAAAGCUCCGAAUUCUUCCAGGCGCUGGGUGGCAUUGUCAUCGUGCGCAAGAGCAAAUCAUCCGCACUGUACAUGCUUUGUGGUCGGCGACAUCUUGGUCAUUUGGCGUUUGAUGAGGUCGAGUUUGACCCAUCUAGUUUAUCCUCUGGCCUGCCUUUCUUGAUAUCUGCCAAAUUUGGAAAGCUCUACCUCUGGAAAGGGGCUGGUAGCGAUCCGGAAGAUGUGGGAUGCGCCAGGUUGAUUGGCAUGGAUCUAGGUCUCACAGGCGAGAUUGAGGAGAUAUCCGAAGGUGAAGAACCUUCCAGCUUCUGGGAAUCGUUCCCUACCGGAACAAGCAGACGACAAACCGGGCAAGAAUCACACCGAAAGGGGCCGUUCCGGGGCCGUCCAUCCAAGUUAUAUCGUGUGGAGCAUGACAGACCCAAGUCUUCAGGAGGAUUUUGGGGACUGAGGUCGUUAUCGCCUCCGAAGCAGACACCAAAGGCGCUGGUUGAAGAGAUUGUGCCAUUCACUCAGAACGACGUCGACGCCCAUCACAUCCAUAUCUUGGAUACCUAUGCGGAAGUUUAUGUACUGGUCGGUGCAUCCGCGAAAAAGCCCUCUGAAUUUGUGACGGCCAUCCACAUCGCCCAAGAGAUGGCCGUUCUCUCGCCGUCUGUGCAAGAUAGGCCUGUACUGCCGUCAUGUUUCGUUGUUUUCGGCGAACCGCCCCAACAUAUCAAAUCGGUCUUUCGGAAAUGGACACCUGCACGGACGAGUCCUCAGGCAGGACAGCUAUGUGUACGAGUCGAAGAAGUAAUGCAGGAAUUGGGAAUGACGCUGUAA